This is a messenger RNA of Owenia fusiformis, 3412 nucleotides long. Lineage: Eukaryota; Metazoa; Annelida; Polychaeta; Sabellida; Oweniidae. The record is from the annotation of a GenBank genome assembly.
UGUCUGUCAUCUUUAAACUCUGGGACUCCCUCCUCUUAGUACAUACCAGACAUCAUAAAACACUUAAAUGCUCGAGUCACUGAUCAGGACAGUGUCAAACUCGAAACGCAAAUUAGGGACAUGAAGAAUGGUAAAUAUAUGGUACAGUUUGUCCCUCUGCGUGAAGGCAAACUAAACAUAGAUAUUACGCUAUAUGGCCAGCAUAUUACACACAGUCCUUUCCCUGUAACCGUCAAAGAGGUAGAAUCAGACACUGAGGAUGUUGUUGAAGAUGAUGAUGUGAUUUUUCUUAAGGAGUCAACGAAGCAAGGGAUGUUAGCAAAGGGGAAUGAAACCAAGAGGAAGAAGAAGAAAGUCUCAAUGAAGAUUUUGGCGAAUCUGAAUAAGCUUGUUACCCAGAAUGCAUCUGAAAAUGCCGAGCAAGAUAGAGAAUGUGCACGUAGUAUGAAAGAGAAUGUCCCUGUUAUGCAGACGCAGGCAGAGUUUAGUACCAAGUCACUCGCUCAACUAGCAGGAAAAACAUGUAGCGAGUUUAAAUGCUACAAAGUGCAGGAUCAGUUAAAUGACAAAAGCAAAAACAUCAAAAUAGAACCUCCCUGGUCUGAUAAAAAAUCAUGUGAUAUCAGAAUCAAGGAAGAACAGAUUGAUGAUGAUUACGACAAAAUGCAUAGUCUUAAAAAGGAGUUGGGGCCCAAGAAAUCUGAAAUUGAGGCUGGAGGAGACAGACAAGUGGAGACAUCUAGUGAAAAUCUAAGACAUCAGCAAGGCGAUAGUGAUAGAGAAAUUGCAAGAGAAGCAGAAGAGAGUCACCAUGUUGAUACCGACUCUGUGAGUGACAUUAGUGAGAAGCUGAAUACAACUAGCAUAACAGAGCCAUCUAGAGACCAAGCACGCAGAUUGUUCAGUACUCCCAGCAGUGAUAGGACAUUGCCCCCUAUGAAUAUCAACUUGACCAAAGUCACUGAGGAAGUGGAAGAGGUACAAUCAGAGCUGCAAAGACUUGAAGACACCAUUGCUGAGGACACUAAUGAUGUCACAAUGGAACAGGAGCAGCAGACUCACCCAGAGAGAUCAAAGUCUACCAGUCCUACUGCUGCACAACCAGGUGAUCCAGCACAGCUCUGUGUAUACAACUUUGCUGAACCAGAAAAUGCCAGACCACGAUCUACAUGUCCAAGUCCUGUAUUUAAAUUUGGUAGUGGAGAUAUGACAAAGUCUACAAUGUUUGGAGGUUUGAAUGAGGAUGACAAUAUGAUGAUGGGUACCACAAAGACUCCACAACAAGCCUUGAAACGGCGCAAAGUGCUCCAUAAUGAUAAAGGCAAAAUGGUAGGAGAGUCUCCACAUCAUCCAGUCAAGCCUCAAAGUCCAACAAGCCGAAAAAAGAUUGCCGAGAAAGAUUCUGGGAAAGCCGUACGUGUCAACAUAGCAGGAAAAUUUCAAAGGACAUUAACCAAUAAGGAUAAAGAGUUGGAUUCUGAUCAAGGGAUAUCAGAAAAAACUGUUUCAAAAAUUCUGACGCAAGCGAGGGAAUUGAUCAGUACAGCUGAAGGGGUCCCCAAACAGACCCCACAAAGUGACACAAACUUAUUAGAUAGGCCAAGAUCAGCAAGUGUGACAAGCCAAGGUGCAGAAACUGAUUUAAGAUUUGGGCGAUCACGAGGCAUGGGCUUCAUUCACAGUGACAACCCAGCUGCCAUCAAACCCAAAGGGAAGGUCAUUAACACAGUUGAGAAUGUAUCCUCAAAUGAACAUGCAAGUGUAAAAGUCACUGUUAUGGGGGGCAAUACCCAAACAAAAACUAAGUCUAACAGGGCACUUAUUGUUGAUGACAAACCUCAUAGACGUAUUAUCACCUUUGCCAAAUCAACAGACAAUACAAUUAACAAACUUAAUGAGCAAGGGAAAGUAAAUGAAACCAACGAACAGCAAGGAAGUCAUUCAAAUACAAACUCAAAAGUAUCAGCUGGAUCAUCAGAUAAUGGUAAUAUGAGAGCAAACAUGAACAAGUCAAAUGAUGUCCCUUCAAAGUCAACAAAGAGAGGAGUGACACCUAUGGGUGAAUAUAGUGCCAUUAUGAACCACGUGAGUUGCCAUGCUCAAAGUAACCACAACAAACCAAUACCAGCAAUUUUUGCAAAGCAUGUGAAUACAAUAGGACAGAAAGGAAAAGAUGCACAAAGUUUGAGCUUCCCUAUUGGUGUUACCGUGGCACCAAGUGGUGAUGUCAUAAUUUGUGAUCAUGGCAACGACAUGGUAAAAGUUUUCACACCAGAUGGAACAAACAAGUUCACAUUAGGAGACUCAGGUUCUGCAGUAUUUAAGAGGCCAUCAGCCACGGUAACAAAUGAUGCAGGUGACAUCUUUGUGAAGGACAUGAAAACAAUUCAAGUCUUCAACAAGAAUGGAGAAAAGAUGAGGUUGUUUGGAAAAGACAUUCUUCAGUCUCCCUAUGGUAUCGCAUUGAACAGCUUCAGAGAUCUAGUCACAGUUGACCCACAGCGAAUAGACCCAAGUCUAUUCAUAUUCAACCAGGAUGGUCAGCUCAUCCAACAAAGUUUGUUUUCUCCAAUUCUUGAACACAAGCGUGGAUCAAAGUGCAGAUUUCUAGAUGUUUUCGAUCAACAUUUGAUAGUUAGUGAUUUGGGUCACAGCCAUAUUUACAUGACAAACUUUAAUGGUGCACUCAUCUGUGACUUUGGCGGAUUUGGCACAGAUCAUGGAUUGUUCAGAGAGCCAUCUGGUGUUAGCAUCGAUCUCCAUGGUAACAUGAUGAUUGCUGACAGCAAGAAUGACAGGGUCCAGAUCUUUAACGAAGAUGGUGAGUUCUUGUGUCCUGUUAAGCUGUCAGAGAGAAUCUGGAGGCCUUCUGAUAUACAAAUUACUCCAGAUGGACUGUUAUACAUGUCUAGUUUAUUAGGACAUUGUGUUAAAGUAUAUGAACUACAAAACUAAAAACAUGGAUAUCACUAUCACUAGUGUUGUACAACAAAUGAACUAUAGAAGGAAAACAUAGAUAUCUUGUGACUGUUCUGAUAACAUGUUAAAGUAUAUCAAAUGCCAAACUAUAAACAUAGACAUAACUACUCACAAGUCUUGCCAACAUUGUGUCAAAGUGUUUGAACUGCAAACCUAAAAAUAUGGACACCACUAGUCGUGUACAACAUUGUGUUUAAGUAAAGGGACUAAAAUAAAAACAUGGAUAUUUUGUGUCUGGUUAGUAUGUAUAUUGUGUAAGUAUAUCAAAUAUAGAACUAUAAACAUGCACAUCACUAGUCUUGCAAACAUUAAGAUUUUGUUGUGUUAAUUAGGAAACUUAAAACAUGUACAGUAUGCUCUGCUUAAACGAUAUUGUGUUAAAGUAUAUGGACUAUUAAACAAAAACAUGGAUAUCUUGUGUCCGUUUGGAUAU